AUGCGUUCCCUGGCACGACGGCGGAACGUUUUUCUCAACUCGCGAUCGACCUUUUCGGAGCAAUUCGACUCGCUGAAAGACCCGGCGUUUUACUUGGCAAAUUUGGUGAUUGCACCGGGCAGAACCCCAUCUGUAGCGGAGAUCAUGAGAAUGGGAUUGAUCGGGAGGAGAAAGCCAGCCGGAGACAAACUUUUGCUACCGCCAUUGCAACGCCGAGAUGUGCACAAGAAAUGUUUGAUCAUCGAUUUGGAUGAAACGCUCGUUCAUUCGUCUUUCAAGCCCGUCAAAAACCCCGACUUUGUCAUUCCGGUGGAGAUCGACGGCGUCAUUCAUCAGGUAUACGUCUUGAAGAGGCCGUUUGUAGACGAAUUCCUCGAGCAUGUUGGGGACAAAUUCGAAUGUGUUUUGUUCACGGCCAGUCUUGCCAAGUAUGCUGAUCCAGUGGCCGAUUUGUUGGAUAAACGAGGAGUCUUCCGAACUCGACUCUUCCGUGAAGCUUGCGUUUUUCAUAAAGGAAAUUAUGUCAAGGACCUAGCUCGACUCGGACGUGAUCUCAACAAGGUGCUCAUCAUGGACAACUCCCCGGCCAGCUAUGCCUUCCAUCCAGAAAAUGCUAUUGCCGUCCAGACGUGGUUUGAUGAUCCGCACGAUUCAGAGCUACUCGAGGUGUUGCCGCUAUUGGAUAGACUCGUCGACGUCGACUCGGUGUACACGAUGUUGAGACAAAGUGAAUCGCCGGAGCCUCGAUCCGAUAGGAGUUCAUCA
Molecule: messenger RNA, 765 nt
Organism: Mesorhabditis belari
Lineage: Eukaryota; Metazoa; Nematoda; Chromadorea; Rhabditida; Rhabditidae
Source: the annotation of a GenBank genome assembly